Molecule: messenger RNA, 1665 nt
Organism: Penicillium vulpinum
Lineage: Eukaryota; Fungi; Ascomycota; Eurotiomycetes; Eurotiales; Aspergillaceae
Product: MDR family MFS transporter
Exons: 3
Coding region: 1-1665 (554 amino acids)
Biological process (GO): transmembrane transport
Molecular function (GO): transmembrane transporter activity
Source: RefSeq, a predicted model, not a curated record
AUGAGUAUAGACAAUUCACCAAGUGAGAGCGUACUCGAAAGUCAAACGCCAGACCGCGUGGACGAAUCAGUUCUCGUCAAAACUGGGGAUCCCGAGAAAGAUGCCGAAAACGAUGCCGAAAAGGAUGCCGUCCCAAGCCGGGACAUCGUAGGCUUCCGCUGGUUCCUCGUCUGUGUCGCCGUUUUCUCUGCCAACCUACUCUAUGGACUGGAUAAUACCAUUGUGGCAGAUAUCCAAGGUCCCAUUGCAGGCGACUUUGACGAGUACACGCGGUUAGGUUGGCUCGGAGUGGGUUUCACCUUGGGAUCGGUAGUGUUUAUUCUCCCGCUGGGCAAAGCUUAUGCCAUCUUCGAUACAAAAUGGCUCUUUCUCGGCUGUUUGACCAUGUUUGCUGCCGGUAGUGCCCUCUGCGGUGGUGCUCCCAGUAUGAAUGCCAUCAUUGUCGGACGUGUGUGGGCAGGAGCCGGAGGAGCAGGCAUGUAUCUGGGAAAUCUGAACCUAAUCACCAUCUUGACCACUCCCACGGAGCAGCCUGUGUACGUGGGCCUGGUUGGCUUAAUCUACGGCACCGGUUGUAUCCUGGGUCCCAUCAUUGGUGGAGCCUUUUCCGACAGUUCAGCCACAUGGCGAUGGUCAUUUUAUCUCAAUCUGGUCAUCUUCGGAGCCAUGAUGCCCAUCUAUAUUUUCCUCCUGCCGUCCCUGCCACGCCCUGCGGGUAAAGGCCGCAGCUUCAUUAAGAAGCUUUUGGGGCUGGACUGGGUGGGCACAGUCCUGUCCGCAGGUAUGCAUAUCUCCUUUAUCUUGUUCAUCGUAUUUGGCGGUGUCGAAUGGGCCUGGACAGAUGGGCGCAAUAUCGCGCUGUAUGUGGUCGCCGCUGUCUGCACCAUUGCCUUCGUGCUCAGCCAGUACUUCUGUGUGGGAACAGACAAAGAAAACCGAUUGUUCCCUGGCGAGUUCUUGAAGAACCCCACUAUGAUCCUCCUCUAUAUCAUUAUGGCUUGUGGCGGUGCCUCUCUCUUCGUGGCGGUUUACUAUAUCCCACUUUACUUCCAGUUUGUCCACGGCGACUCCGGCAUCAUGUCAGCGGUGCGGUUGCUGCCAUUCGUCUGCUUCUAUGUGGCUACGAUCCUGCUGUGUGGAUAUGUUAUGCCAAAGACAGGCUACUUUAUCCUCUGGUACCUGGUGAGCGGCGUCUUUAUGCUCAUUGGAGCCGUGUUGAUGUACACCGUGAAAUUUGAUACCGGCGCCGGCAACAUCUACGGGUACUCCAUCCUGUUGGGAAUAGGCAUGACCACCACACAGGCCGCCUACGCGGUGGGACCGACCAUUGUGGCCCCUGACCGUGUGGCCGAGUGCCUCCAGUUCAUGAACAUUGGCCAAGGCCAGAGUCAGCUGCUGGGAUUGGCCAUCGCAAGUGCGAUUUUCCAGACCAAGACACUCGACGGGCUCACUUCCUUGUUGGGGACCAAGGGAUAUUCGCAAGCGGAAAUUCAAGGUGCCGUUGCUGGCGCCCAGAGUACCCUGAUGGAGCGGCUUCCCCCGAAUUUGAAGGACCAAGCCCUGAAGGUGAUUGUGACUUCGAUCAGUGAUGUCUACGUUAUGGCGAUUGCGGCAGGGGCCCUCUACGUGGUCGCAUCCUGCCUUCUGCCUCGCCGUCGAUUCUAG